Effrenium voratum is the source of this 1174-nucleotide messenger RNA. Lineage: Eukaryota; Dinophyceae; Suessiales; Symbiodiniaceae. The record is from the annotation of a GenBank genome assembly.
GUACUUUGGAUGCAAUGAGUGUUGGCUUUGCGCCCGCCAUGGUGGUCAGGCUCAGUUGCCGACACCUGGCCCGCAGCAAGGCUUCGAUGGCCCCCACGCCUGCUGCGAAUCUGCGUGUAUCGAGUCAGCAGGUGCAGGCCUACCGGGAAAAUGGCGUGGUCCACCUACCGCAACUCUUCGGCCCAGACUGGGUGCAAUACCUGCGCGAGGCCUUUGGCCAAGGUAUGCAGCGCCCAGGCAAGUACGCCGAGUUCAUCAGCAAGGAUUCCACCUGGGAGACACUGUUCGAAAAUGCACAGAGGAAGAACGUGGGCAUGUUCCAGGACCAGGUCUUCUACGAAGAGGCGGUUGAAAGACUCCCAGACUGGGUGCCGGUCUUCCACUCUCAUGCAGCAGCCGUCAUCGCUCAGCUCAUGGGCUCUGCCACGGUGUCGUUCUUCUACCUGCACGCCAUUCUGAAGCGCGGCGGAAGUACCGCGAUACCUUGGCAUCAGGACCUACCCUAUUGGAAGGUUGAUGGCAAGCAGAUCGGUUCCGUUUGGAUCGCGCUGGACGACAUGCCCCUGGCGGCCAGCGUGCGCUAUGUGCAGGGCUCCCACGCUUGGGGUCUCUUCCGGCCCCGGCACUUUGUGGACCACUCGCCCUAUGCAGGGCGCGAUGAGCUCCCCGAGCUGCCGGACGUGGAGACGAUGCUGCGGGCAGGCGAGGCCAACGCCUUGUCCUUCGAGGUGAAAGCGGGCGACGCGCUGUGUUUCGAUUCACGCAUCGUGCAUGGCUCGCCGGGGCAUCCAGAGGCCGAUGGCCCCGAGCAGCGCCGAGUGGCCUUGCGCUUCGGGGGCGACGACGCCAUCUACUGUGACCGUGCUGGGGAGACUGCGAUCCCGACGCCAGAGAUCGAUGCAACGCACAGCCUCCAGCACGGAGAUCCGCUGAGCUGCAAGGCCUUUCCUCGCGUUUGGCCCUGAGAGUCCAGCUUUUCACGCUGUCGGCUCACCAUAGUCAAGCCCAAAGAGUCACAGGCUUUGCAGCAAAUCAGAGACAGCUCCGUUUGUUUCUCGAGUCGGGAACAUCCCCCUGAUUGCCCGGAAUCCAUGGGCGCAGGAAACGGCUCGGGUGGCAAUGUACAUAGCCACUUUGCUCAGAAUCAAAGGGCGCCCGAGUCAGCGGAAAUGAC